AUGGGAUCCCCGAAGCAAGGUUCCGCGCUGCGCCACGGGGGGCACGCGCACUCCGCGCACCACCUCCCCGCCGCGGUGACCAACGCGCGCGCGGCGCUCUUCGCGGCGGGGCUACUAAUAGUAACCCUCAUCUCCAUCCUGGGGUUCAACCUCUCCUCCAUGGACCCCCGAGAGCCAACCUCCCGUGCCGCGUGUGGCGGCAACCACGUAGGGCCAGGCACGGAGAGCCCAUACCACGACAAGCGCAGCGAGGUGUAUGAUAAGAUGGAGGCGGAGUUCUACGACAAGGGCGCUGAGUUCCUCUUUGGCUCCUCCAGUACCACCUCGCAGUCGCUCAAGCUGUCGGACAUAUUUGAACUCCGGAAUGGCGAAGUGCAUCCCGUGCUCAAGCCUGCCCGACCUCCUGUUCGAGCCAAUGUGCUGCGAAUGGACCCUGAAUUCGCUGCCUCCAUACAGGAGAUAGUGAAAGACAACAUUCUGCACCACUUUCGAGGAGGCGUGUGGCUGCAGGACCCUGAAGUGUACCACAUGAGCAUCUUCCAUGCCUCACACCAUCUCUCACCCGUACCUGCCACCGCCAAACAGCUAGCGGACGAGGUGCGGGCAGUGAAGGGCGUGAGCAAGCGGCUGUGCCCGAUGCGUGUCUCGCUGGACCGGGUCAUUCUCACUGCCACUGGCGUGCUGCUGGCGUGCUGGCAGGUGGUGGAGGGCACGGAUCCAGCAGAGCUGAGGGACGAGCUCAAGGAGGCUCUGCCCCGCGCUCCCAAGCAGCAGCUGUACAACCGGGUCAUGCUGCACACAUCACUGGCACGGAUACUUGCACCGCCCACAUGGCCUGACGGGACGCUAGCGCACAACGCCGAGUCAGCGAUGCCCAUCUUCCGCUCCAUAGUCAGCGAGCUCAACCAGAAGCUCUGCCGCAAACAGACGGUGGUGAGGGAGCUGUGGAACGUGGAGGAGAUGGAUGUGUUGGCGCUGGCGCUACAAGGCAAGAUGAGCGUCAAGCGAUUCAACCUCACGUGCAUCCAACCAGACUGGGUUGGCACAAUAUAG
Messenger RNA from Closterium sp. Naga37s-1, 1053 nucleotides. The record is from the annotation of a GenBank genome assembly. Lineage: Eukaryota; Viridiplantae; Streptophyta; Zygnematophyceae; Desmidiales; Closteriaceae.